GCAUGGCGGACCAAACAAGGUCGCAAGGAAAACAUAGAUAUAAAACCAUAAAAAGCAAGCGACAGCCACUGUGUGCUAGAACAUCGUAUAGCUGCCAUAAACUAUGCUUAUUUCUGUAUACACUUUGCUACCUGUUGAUUGGGAUUGCUUUGCUAGGAAUUGGUAUUUAUGUUGAAGUGGAGAGGAGAGAAUACACAGGCCUAGAGAAGUCCUUGUCUUUACCAGUAGCCAUUUUGAUAUUCAUUGGACUCUUCAUAUCUAUUAAUGGUCUCUGUGGAUUGGUUGGAACAGUGGAAGAAAAUAUUUCCUUACUAAAACUGUUCCUGGUUCUCUCAGUUGCUACUUUCCUUGUACAGAUAGCAACUGCCAUCUUGAUAUAUGUGAAUGGAACAGAAAUAUCAGAUUUAGUAAGCUCUAAAUUAGCAUUAGUCUUAAAUGACUUCAACAGAAAUCCAGACAUUAGAAGUACUAUGGACACAAUACAAGAUAAGUAUUCUUGUUGUGGGAUAAGUUCAUGGCAUGAUUAUGUAGACUAUGCAGAUGCUUGCAGAGAGAGAUGUACUUAUGGAAAUACAUGCAAUAGCCAGUGUAUAUUUCCACAGUCUUGUUGUUCCUUGCCAAAUGUUCCACAAAGUGCCAUUAACUGUACCAGUAAUAAAGUGUCAGAGGUACCUCCAUCCAUGACAAUUAAGAAUGGUUGUUUUUAUGCCUUUGUUGAUUGGUUGAGUGAUAGGAUGGAUCUGAUUGGUGCAACAACUUUGGGCCUGGCAUUACCACAGGUAGCAGGUAUAAUAUGGGCUUACCUUGUACUUAGAAAAAUCAGAGAAUACCAGUGCUGGUAUACUGUGGAACUUGCUUCAGAUUAUGAAAAUAAGCUUUGAAUUUCCGAUUUCUCACAGAUUAUUACACCUCUGACAGCAUAUAGAAGUCCCAAAACAUGGUUGUCUUACCUAAAGUACCUCAUAUUUUGUUUCAAAGAUUUAAAGAUAAUUUUUUGUGCAACAAAACUUAUGGAAAAGGUCAGGUUUAAAACAAAAUAAUUGCUAUAAUUUCUUUAAUUCAAGAUGAUAAAACAUUGAAAAAAAAUCACCAUGAGAUGUAACCACUUAAAUGUUUGGUUUAUUUAAAUGUUUUGCUUUAGAUUUGAAACAUGAGUGAGUUUUCUCCCUUUACAAUAAAAAGCAUUUUGAUGAAGAUAUCAGAAUUAAUUAGUAGUAUAUCGUAUAGAUAUUAAAAACUGAUAAUAAAGACAAUUAAUAAGAAGAGAAAUGAGAAAUACCAAUUCCAUUUUGAAAAGUUUACUUUAAUAAUAAAGAUUUUUAUUCAUAUUAUUAUUAAUGAUUUCAUGCCAGUAGCUUUAUCCUAUGUGUUUGGUCAUUUACACCAAUAUUCAUAUUUUCACCUUUAUUAGAUAUUUUUCAGUGAUUUUUUUUUGGCUUUUGAAGUCAGUUUAAAUAAUUUUGGACAAAAUAUGAUGCACCAUUCUUUAACUUUUAGGUAGAGUAAAAAAGAUGAAACAAAUAUACCACUUAUUCAAUGUAUUUUCAAAGUGUCAUAUCUUACAUUUAAUAUCAUAUAUAACAAUAGUGCAAUAUGUUAAAUCUGCAACAUCAAGAAGCAUUUAUGUAAAUAUCCCUGUUUACUUGUUGAAAUUGUUUGUUUAUUUUUUACAAUCUGUAGUAUUUUCAGCAUUGGUUUAAUGCCUUUUAAAGUCAUUGCCUUGCUUUGGUUCAGAGCCAAUAUCUUGCUUGCUUAGCUUUCUCUUGAAGGAAUGUUUCCAUUUACAUUUGAAAUACUGUAAGUUCUAAAACUUUUGGACUGUUUGUAUUAUUGUGAAGGUAGGUGCCGAAAAAAAAAAUGAAUUGGCAUUUUAAAUUUUGACAGCAUUAUUUGGAAUCAGCUUUUUCCUGACAUCACAAUAAUUAAAUUUGCAUUUGUGUAGAUUGUGGAUUGUUCUAUAAUCUCAAUAAGGGCUAUUCCAUUAAAAUGUAUGUGGGAGGGUAGGAAAGGACUUUCAAAAUAUCCCUACAACCAAGAACCAUUUUUUAGAUGAUUUUGCAUAAUGGUAAUAGACGCAUACUGCAAAAAGACCCAUGACCCACAUUCAAUAAUUAAACUUCCCUUCCUACCCUCCCACAUACAUUUUAAUGGAAUAGCCCUAAUAAACACAUGCAAUAAUUUCUGAUGUUACACUAUCCUUUAUCCUGAUUGAAACAGAUAUUCCUCUAUAAACAAUUGAUCUUUAGAGAAGAUCAGAGUCAAGUAAAUCAUAAAAAUGAAGCCUCAAGAACAGUUUGACCCUAAAAAUCUUAAAUUCAACCUUCACCUUCAUGAAAAAAAUCACUUUAAAGUAAAUUGAAAGGCAAACUGUAAGCUAAUCCUAGAAAUUUUAAAAUCCAAUACAAAUUUUUUGUUAUGCAAAUUGUGUGUAUAUAGCUUUUAUUGUGUCCAUCUUUUUAUAAUUCCUUCCAUCCAAAUUAUAAUAGGUGUUCAGACAUUAUUUGUUGUACCUGCAGAUUUAUUUAGUUGGUUAUGUUAAUGUAUAACAAAGUUACGAGUUGAUUGUGCAUGUUGUUCUAGUUGACCCACUUUUGACAGAGUUAUUGCCCUUGUCCAUGUCUUAUUUACUGCAGGGAGUUGAAAUUGUAUAAUACUUAAACCAUAAGAAGAUUCAAUCCAAGCUACUAGUUUUCAACUAGCUGUCAGUUGAUUGGUCAACUGUCUGUCUUCACUUCUAAAUUUGCUUUUAUUUUAAUUGUGAGAGUUGAUCAAAUUGUAUGUUACCAAAGUGUUACUUUUCUCACUUGCCCAACAGGCCUAGGAUUAAGUGAGCUUUACUUUUUAUUUUGUAGUAGUGUUCUAUUCCAAAUAAAUAACUUGAUCUGAAAAGAAAAAAAAAAUAAUGCAACUAGAAACAAAUCUCAAUUCCAAUUGGUCAAUUGUCAAAUUUCUAUGUGAACAAGACUACAUGAUAUUCAUUGCCAUCCCAGUAUUUACUUGCAGUAAAAUUUGUCACAAAACACUUUGAAAAAUAUAAAAAUGAAAUUAUAAUCAUUUUUUUUUUAACCCCAUUAUUAGUUUACUUAUAUCGAUAAAACUAGGAAAAUAUGUUUUAUAUGUUAUACGAAAAAUACUUAGAUGAUGACUUAAUAUUCUUGAAUUUUGCCUUUAACUACAAAGCAGAAGCCUUCAAAUAAUUAUUUAAUCGUAUUUGACAUUGAAUGACAGGAAACUUCACUCUUUGCUAUUUAAAAGUUCAGCACCUCAACCAACAGGAGAUUCUUAAACUCUGCAAUGUACAAGCAUAAUAUUAAAAAAUAUCUUAUUGGAGAAUGCUAAACUUGAGUGGUGAAUAAAAAAAAUCGUCCAAGAUACUGAAAGGCUCAUAAGGCUUAUGUAAUUUUAUGUGAAUUUUGAAGAACAAAAUGCUUUAUAAACCAAAUGUACGUUAUAGUAAUUUAGCACAUCAAUGAUCUUAAGUACAAGUCUGUGAUUUUUAUUUAAUUUGUAAGGAUACUGUUAGUUACAAGAAAAUAGUUGUUAGUACAAAAUGUCAUUAGUAUUAGUGUUGUAAUUUAUUUAUUUUAUGAUAUUAUAAUUCACUUUUAUUGUUAUUUCAUGUAUAUUAUAAAGUCUUUCUAUUUAUCUUUCUGUCUCACAUGUUUACGCUUUCUUUAUGUUUAUUUUUAUAUUAUAUAAUAUUGGUAUUGUUUACGAGGCAUAAUGUAUAUUUAAAUAGGAUGUGGUUUCUAUAGGGUUACAAUAGAGCAGUUAUUUGUUGAUAGAGCAAAACAUUUUAUUGAUUCAAUGGGAGAAAGACUUUUUACAAUUUUUGUUUUUAACAAAUACUGUAUUGACAAAUAGAAAAAUUGUGACUAAAGUAUGUUAUUUUAUUACAUUUUGCCCGCACUUUUUUUAUCCUAGAUUUGGCAUUGAAGGAAACCUGUAUUACUUUUCAGGAAAGGAUAUAACUUGUAUAAAUUAUAACUUCAAAGUGAAUUCAGGAUUCAGGAAAGUACUUGGUAAAAAGAGAUUUUUAGAGUAGGAAGUAACAAAUACAAAAAUGUAAAUGUGAAAUAAGAUCUUGUAUGCAAAAAUUAAAAACUUUUAAUUAAGCAAAUAAGUAAACUAAUAAAAUAUUACAUAUAUUGGAUUUGGAUAAAAUAUUUAUGUAAGCUUUAGUCCUGUAAUAGGUCAUAAGAUCUUGAAGAUGGAUCUGUCAAGUACUUGUACCUUUAUUUAAUUAUUCUCAACUAAAGAAAAUUUUGACUCAAAGCUGAUGUUUUAACCUCAGGUUUUAUUGCCACAAUCCUAAAUAUCAGCUGAAAUGAUUGGUUUUAUGAUAUAUUGGAAUUUUUUUUUAUACACAAGGCCAGAAUGGGUUUUAAUGUUCUAUUUUCUUUAAUUGAAGUAUUUUGCAUUUGGUCAUCUCAUGUAUUCGCUGCAUCUUUUGCUCUACCAAUAUUUUCGGCAAAGGUUGUGUUUCUGUUUCUUCAAAUUGUUUGUUUUAGUUAACAUAGUCUUAUUUAUAUGGCAGCAGUGUUCAAAAUAAGUGCCCACACAAUAUAUGUUGGGCUAUUAAUCGUCUGUAGAAAUUUCCCCCACUGAAUACAUUGUGUUUAAAAAUAACAUUGAAAUCGCAGUAUAUGUACAUGAUUUUAGAUCUGUGUGAACCAGUAGGUGUUUUGUUCUUACCAAUUACCCCCAUAAGAUUGAAUCAAGUUUAUGGUGUUUGGAAUUGAAAAUCGGACAUUAUGUCAAGUGAUUGGAAAAAACAGCUGUCAAUCAAUUACGAAUAACUCAAUAUUACCUUGAGAAGGAGUGACUAAGAGUAUAAUGUAAGAGAAGAUGGUAUUUUUAGACCUUAUGUAUUUUGUCAACAUUUGAAGACUUGGAAAGCGUUAGCAAAUCUUUUCCUUAGACUAGUCUGGUGAGGUAAUUUUACCACUUAUUUUGAACAUAAUCUUGAUAGAAUUAGCAAAAUAUUUCUUUACUUAGCCUUGCACAUGUAAGCUUAUUUACUUGGUAUAUUUUUAAACACUGCUUUUUGGGUAUUGGUGUAAUAAUUUAUGUACAUAUCACCAUUAGUAUUUUAUUAAUACCCGGUAGUGUUGGGGUUAUACAGUACUUACAUAUGUGUGAUCCUAUAAAUAGAUUUUACAAAUAUUUACUCAUGUUGAUUGUGUUCAGUUGUUUUGCUUAAAUAAAAAUAGUGCCUUUAAA
Molecule: messenger RNA, 5223 nt
Organism: Mytilus californianus (California mussel)
Lineage: Eukaryota; Metazoa; Mollusca; Bivalvia; Mytilida; Mytilidae
Product: tetraspanin-33-like
Exons: 9
Coding region: 3-881 (292 amino acids)
Cellular component (GO): membrane
Source: RefSeq, a predicted model, not a curated record